This is a messenger RNA of Neoarius graeffei (lesser salmon catfish), 2945 nucleotides long. It is a transcript of the gene cdc42se2, whose product is annotated as CDC42 small effector 2. Gene Ontology annotation, cellular component: plasma membrane. The record is from RefSeq and is a predicted model, not a curated record. NCBI's taxonomy places the organism in Eukaryota, Metazoa, Chordata, Actinopteri, Siluriformes, Ariidae. Gene Ontology annotation, molecular function: small GTPase binding. The transcript has 5 exons. Gene Ontology annotation, biological process: regulation of Rho protein signal transduction. The coding region runs from base 491 to 748 and encodes 85 amino acids.
GCGUUGAUGGGAGUGUUUAUCCGGAGCAACUCCUUUCUGUUUUACCCGGCUGCGGUCAUUUAUUGCUGAGAUCAGUCCUGGUGUUUUUGUCUCCGGUUCGAGUGGAGUCCCGGUCCUCGUGUCCUCGUGCUGCUGCUUGUCUGGGAGGCUGAAAACCAUCACCGCUGUGUCCAGUGUUCACAGGUGACAUCUCAGUGUCUGUAGAGGACAGAAGUCAGCCGGGGACGAGGAUCCGUGUCAAUCGGUCUGAGGGAUUGCCCAUCGAAGCACACCAAAGAGAGCCUCUCCUUGUGGGUGUGUGUAUGUGUUUUUCUCAGGAUCUGUUUUGUGUGAGAAAUCCAUCUCCAUCCAGCACCACCAACCAAGAAAUAUCAUCAAUAUCCACCGUGCCAGGCCCGCAGAGCCCGGCGUGCUCUUUGCCAACUCUUCCCUUGGCCCCCUUCGCACCGUCUGCAUACGCUGGCACAGCAGCACUUUAGGACUGCUAAUCAUGAGCGAAUUCUGGUUGUGCUUCAACUGCUGUAUCGCCGAGCAGCCACAGCCGAAGCGGCGGAGGCACAUUGACAGGAGUAUGAUCGGCGAGCCUACAAACUUCGUCCACACAGCGCAUGUGGGAUCUGGAGAUUUGUUCAGCGGCAUGGACUCUGUGAACUCAAUUCAGAACCAAAUGCAGUCAAAGGGGGGAUACGGAGGUGAGACCAUGCCCAUCAAUGUGCAGAUGCAGCUGGUAGACACAAAAGCAGGAUAAUUCCUAACUUGAGGAGGCUUCCACUGCAUCAGUGUAUCCAUUCCGACGCUUUCCAUAUCCUCCCAGCAACCCCCUGUUCUCACCAAGCAAACCCACGGACUAUCAUGCACUUCACGGGAAUGAGGAUACCCUGCUACCAUGGCUGUCAGUAUCCUCGCCACCCUCAUAAUGGACGCUUGCAUGCCCUGUCAUCGACCGCCUAGCAGUGCAUGGUGUAACCUGGCCUAUUUGUCAGUGGUUUGAACAGCUCAUUUUUCUCAGCACUCACUCAUACAUGAAGGUCUGGAACCUCCAAAUACAAACUUUGUCGUUUUGUUUUACUUCCUAUUUUCCUUCACAGACUUUUUGAGUUGAAAACCUGGCAUGAAACAUGCCAACGAUGUUCAUAUAUAAAAUGUCGCUAGUUUUGGCCGUGCAAUGCCAAAUUUCAAUGGAAUGAUGACUCGCUUCUGAGCCGAAGUACCUUUUUAUGACCGAAGCUCAAACGAAUGCUGUUUUUGUAAGAAGUGUGAUUGUUCUGUUUACGCCAUUUCAGAUCACAUUCCUUGUAUCUUUUGUUUUUCUUUGGGGUAAAGUAUAAUUCGAGCGACAGUAACUGAGGCUGAAAUGCACAACUGACAUUUCUCUCAUCACACUGCUGUAAAUGUUUUCUCAUAAACUUGAUAAAAAGAUGCUCAAAUUCUAGUCAUUUGCUGUACAGUCGACGUGAAAAAAACGACAAUGUCGUCAAUGUCCUAAUGCUUUAACCUGAUAUUGAGACAAUAUUUAUGAGAUUGGAGAAGAUCUUGAAAUUUGGGCCGAUUCACUCUCUCUGUUGUACUUGCAGUCUUUGGGGAAAUAUAAUGUAACCUUUUAGAUAAUGCUUUCGCAGUUUUACUUGCUUUUAUACGAACGCCCAAAAUCUGCCAUUUAUCGUUUAAACUAUUAUUCUCAAAAUCUGUGGGUUGAGAUACUGAUGUUUUUAAAUGGUUAUGGAACUAAAUAUGUUGUAUCAAAUUGCACUAAUUUUUCAUAUCGAUAACAUACAUCAAGAAAUCUUGGAAAUGGGAAGUAUACUUACAAUAGAUGACCUUAUAUGAGUCAUGUUGUUCAGGCUUCUCUCCAAGAUACUGAAAGUAAUCAAGUUUAGAAAUAAGAUUAGCUUUGACUGUCAUUAUACAAGUCACAUUAUUUAUGAAUUUGUAACUCAAACCCUCAGUUUGGAGUGAUGUAUAUCAGUGCCAGGCCCAAGAAUGUUAAACGAUGGUAAAGUUUAAAUUAAAUAAAAGGUCCUCCAGUCUAAUGUGUGAACCCACAGCUGAAUGUCCAAUUGUCGUUUUCUCAAGUGCUUUGUUUGUAUAUACUGUGUAUUUUGUGUGCCACAACCUGAACUAUGCUAAUUUAUUUUUUCCUUAUUCCUUCUGUGUGACUCCCCCCAAGAAAUCGCCCUCCUCCUCCCCCUAAAAUUUUAGCGUCAUGUCUUUAUAAAUUUAUCUCAUUAUUAUUGUGUUGCCAAAAUGAAGAAUUUUGGCAGGGUUUGUUAGUUUAUAGCUGGAUAAAGUGAAAUGUUUUUCUGGUGCUCUAAAUAAAGGUGUGGUUCAAGGAUCGACAGACACCUGUGAUGUAUACAGAGGUGCCAACAUCACAUCUACAGUUUUAGCAUUUAUGAUUAUUGAUCCAUUGAAAAAUGAUGUUUUUCUACUUUCUGACAUAAAGCAGCUGUAAAACAAACAAACAAACAAAAAAAUCACUCGGUAGAAAAACUACUUCGGCGGAAAGGACGCAGGACGUGAAAAGUCCAUUUCUUGAUUAUUUAGGAUUUGUGUGAAUUUGUGAACCAGUAGAAAACGUGCUGAGCUUUGGUCUCUUUGGUCGGCAAAAACACAGGGUCUCUACAAGCCUCUACUAGGAUUUUCUUGUUAACCAUGUUGGCACCUCUGUCUGUAUAAAAAUGGUAACCAGUGAAGACGUUAAUGAUCAAUUUCACACAAAAUAUUGAGCUUUUUGGCGACAGUGGUGUAACUGGCAUGCGUUGGAAUUGCAUUGACCCUCAGCCUCUGUUCACCACAGAUGGAUUUCAUCAUCAGGGAUUUCAAAAAGCUAUUGUUUUAGAUGCCCGAGCACAUUUUUAUACAUUUAACGCUUGUUAUUUUGCAUUCUAUGUUGGCUUGUACAUUACCAAAUGUGUUCACUUGAAAUAAAUAUUUUUUCCAUGUUA